Molecule: messenger RNA, 1446 nt
Organism: Darwinula stevensoni
Lineage: Eukaryota; Metazoa; Arthropoda; Ostracoda; Podocopida; Darwinulidae
Source: the annotation of a GenBank genome assembly
AUGAACGCUACUGCAAAAAACACCCAAAAUCCUGGCGCUAACAAUGAAAGCGUGAUUACCGACAUCAAGCUAGCCGACUGGGGACGCAAAGAAAUCGCUAUUGCCGAACACGAAAUGCCCGCGCUCAUGGGCAUACGCGCAGCCUACCAAAGCAGCCAGCCGCUCAAAGGCGCGCGCAUCGCUGGCAGCUUGCACAUGACCAUACAAACAGCGGUGCUCAUAGAGACGCUCAAAGAUUUGGGCGCUGAUGUGCGCUGGGCUUCUUGCAACAUCUACUCUACCCAAGACCACGCCGCCGCCGCCAUCGCCGCUACUGGCACCCCCGUAUUUGCCGUUAAAGGCGAAACGCUAGACGAAUACUGGGACUACACCCACCGCAUUUUUGACUUUGGCCCCGCUGGCAGCGAAAACGAAGGUCCCAACAUGAUAUUGGACGAUGGCGGCGAUGCCACCUUGCUCAUGCACCUGGGGCAAAAAGCCGCCAAAGACCCCAGCAUCUUGGACAACCCCAAAAGCGAAGAAGAAACCGCAUUGUACAAAUCCAUCAAAGUCAAGCUUGCCACCGACCCGCAGUGGUACCAGCGCAAAGCCAGCAAAAUACUGGGCGUGACCGAAGAAACCACCACCGGCGUGCACCGCUUAAAAGAAAUGUCGGCCAAGGGCACACUAGCGUUUCGCGCUAUCAAUGUGAACGACAGCGUUACCAAAAGCAAAUUUGACAACCUCUACGGCUGCCGCGAAAGCCUAGUCGAUGGUAUCAAACGCGCUACUGAUGUCAUGAUUGCAGGCAAAAUUGCCGUAGUUUGCGGCUAUGGCGACGUGGGCAAAGGCAGCGCCCAGGCGCUGCGCGCGCUCUCAGCGCAAGUGUGGGUCACAGAAAUUGACCCCAUCUGCGCCCUGCAAGCCGCAAUGGAAGGCUACCGCGUAGUCACCAUGGACUACGCCGCCGAUAAAGCCGACAUCUUUGUCACCACCACAGGUAACAAAAACGUCAUCACCCACGACCACAUGGCCGCUAUGAAAAACGAAGCCAUCGUCUGCAACAUCGGCCACUUUGACAACGAAAUCGACGUAGCCUCGCUGGAAAAAUACCAGUGGGAAGAGAUUAAACCCCAAGUGGACCACGUCAUAUUCCCUGAUGGCAAACGCAUCAUCCUCCUGGCCAAAGGGCGCUUGGUAAACCUGGGCUGCGGCACAGGCCACCCCAGCUACGUCAUGAGCAGCUCCUUUGCCAACCAAACCCUGGCGCAAAUUGAGCUCUACAGCAACCCAGAUGCCUACGACGUAGGCCAAGUCUAUGUACUACCUAAACAUUUGGACGAAAAAGUCGCUCGCUUGCAGCUCAAAAACCUCAAUUCCCAGCUCACCCAGCUCACUCCAGAGCAAGCGGCCUACAUAGGCGUACCCGUAGAAGGCCCCUACAAACCCGACAGCUACCGCUACUAA